AUGGGGCUGCGUAUGACUACUUGGAACGUGAACGGCAUCAGAAACCCGUUCGGGUAUGCGCCAUGGAACCAGAAGCGAUCUUUCCAGGCAAGCUCUCCGUGCUCGGUCACUCUCGACGUGCUCAAGACUGACAUUCCACAGGCAAUGUUCGACAUUCUGGAGGCGGACAUUGUCAUCAUGCAGGAGGCCAAGAUCCAACGGAAAGAUCUGACGGAUGACAUGGUGCUGGUGUCCGGCUGGGACGUCUUCUUCAGCUUGCCCAAAGAUAAGAAAGGCAAAAACUCCAAGUGUUGUCCCAUCCGAGCCGAGGAGGGCCUUAUAGGAGUGCUCUGCCCACCCAAGUCGACAACCAAGUUCCGAGACCUUCCGGCAGAUCAACGAAUCGGCGGCUACCCACGUGAGGAUCAACUCAUUGGACCUAUCGACGAGGUUAUGCUCGACUCCGAGGGCCGCUGUGUUAUUCUUGAAUUCCCUGCCUUUGUCCUCAUCGGCGUCUACGUGCCUGCCACUCGAGACGACACCAGGACCGAUUUCCGAAUGGGCUUCAUGAGUGCUCUUGAUGCAAGAAUACGGAACCUUGUUGCGAUGGGCAAGCAAGUGGUCCUCGCAGGGGAUCUCAAUAUCAUACGUACUGACAUUGACACCGCUGGCUGCGCAGAGCAUCUACGUAAGGAAGGCAUGACAUUGGAGGAUUUCCUUUCCAUGCCGUCACGACGCUUCUUCAACCAGCUCAUCUUCGAUGGUCAAGUCAUCGGAGAGAGGGAUGAGGGACGAGAGGAGCCAGUGAUGUGGGAUAUCACCCGAGGCUUCCACCCUGACCGACAAGGUAUGUUCACCUGCUGGGAGACCAAGAAGAAUGCCCGACCUGGCAACUUUGGGAGCCGAAUCGAUUACAUUCUUUGUACUGCCGGCAUGAAAGAUUGGUUUGAAGAAGCCAACAUUCAGGAGGGUUUGAUGGGAUCCGACCACUGUCCUGUCUACGCGACCAUGGCGGACUGCGUCAGGCACGAAGGUCAGGAUGUCCACCUCGCGGACAUCAUGAAUCCCGAAGGCAUGUACAAGGAGGGCAAGCGGCUCAGGGACUGGGACACAAAGGACCUGCUACCGCAGUCUGCGAAGCUGAUGAACGAGUUCGACCGCCGCCGCAGUAUCAAGGAUAUGUUCACCAAGAAGCCGGCGCCACCGAUAGUGAAGCAAGUUUCGACCGUUGCUACCAGUGACGAAUCCAUCGUCGAAGCUGAGGAGCUCCCUAGCACACAGACAUCCAACGUACCACCAUCGCCUUCCCCUGUUACAACACCCUUGAAGCGCGCAGCCUCUUCAACAGCAAGCCUCAAUUCCCCGAUCAAGACCACGUCCCCGGCUGCUCUUCCCAAGCGCAGCGCACAGAGCACCUCAAGCCGGCCUCAGAAGAAGGCAAAGACAGGAGCGGCCAAAGAUACCGGCAAAGCUGGUCCCGCACAGAGUAGCUUGAUGGGCUUCUUCAAACCCAAGACGCCGGCGCCAAAGGCUCUCGCGGAGGAGCAAGAUGAGCACGAAGAGGAGAAUGGGGAGAUGGCUCCAAGUGCCAUACCACAGACUGACGGUACGGUCGACCUUGACGAGGAGACAGGCAGAUUCGCGAAUGGUGGCGUGGAAGAUAGCGGCAGGGUAUUUGACCCUGUCGAGUCCAAAGAAUCGUGGUCGAAGCUGCUCGGUAAGAAGAAGGUCGCUCCGAAGUGCGAGCACGGCGAGCCCUGCAUCAGCUACGUGGUGAAGAAGGCCGGGAUCAACUGCGGCCGCACGUUCUACAUGUGCUCGCGGCCGCUGGGGCCGUCCGGGCAGAAGGAGAAGAAUACCCAGUGGCGUUGUGCCACCUUCAUCUGGGCACGCAGCGCGGACUCGAAGGAGGGGAGCGCAUCAUCGCAGCAGUCUCAUGUAGCUUAG
This is a messenger RNA of Diaporthe amygdali, 1926 nucleotides long. RefSeq names its product DNA-(Apurinic or apyrimidinic site) lyase 2. Bases 1 to 1926 code for a protein of 641 amino acids. Gene Ontology annotation, molecular function: double-stranded DNA 3'-5' DNA exonuclease activity; DNA binding; endonuclease activity. Gene Ontology annotation, cellular component: nucleus. The record is from RefSeq and is a predicted model, not a curated record. NCBI's taxonomy places the organism in Eukaryota, Fungi, Ascomycota, Sordariomycetes, Diaporthales, Diaporthaceae. Gene Ontology annotation, biological process: base-excision repair. The transcript is spliced from 4 exons.